AAUCUCUCUCAUGCUUUUUUACUAUCUCUCUAGAAGACCUAUACAUUACAUAGACGUUUGUCACAUGCCGGUGAAACAUGGAUAAUGUUUACAUUGAUCACAUUGUCCACUGAACAAUGGUAUAGUGGAAAUGUAGAGAGUGAGAAGAUAAAAAAUCUCUCUCAUGCUUUUUUACUAUCUCUCUAGAAGACCUAUACAUUACAUAGACGUUUGUCACAUGCCGGUGAAACAUGGAUAAUGUUUACAUUGAUCACAUUGUCCACUGAACAAUGGUAUAGUGGAAAUAAGACCUAUACAUUACAUAGACGUUUGUCACAUGCCGGUGAAACAUGGAUAAUGUUUACAUUGAUCACAUUGUCCACUGAACAAUGGUAUAGUGAAAAUGCAGAGACUCAUCGUCUGAAUCUUGUUACAAAUGAUACAUACAAGGUCGUUCCUUAUAUGUGGGAUUAUUUCUUGAUUGUUUCGAAUAUUCAUUCAUUUUUUACCGAUUCUGGUGUAACUAGUACAUUUUUCAAACAAGCACAACAACAAUUGGGCUUAGUACGAUCUUCGACACUCAAAUUAUGGGCCGAGACCAAGUGGGACUCCCGGUGGCAAGCUAUCGAUGCUAUUGUCAAUAAUUAUCCUGCCAUCAUUAAAGCACUUGCUGAUAUUAGCGAAGAAGGUAGUGGUACACGGUCAACUAAUGCAGGUGAACGUUUAAUGCAUGCGAAAAAGUCCAUAUUUAUCAUCACUUUAUUUAUUCUUCAUCAAUUAUUUGGUUUAAUAAAAGUUUUGAGUGAUCAUUUGAAAAAUCCAGCUUUAGAUUAUGUACGUGGUGAACAUCUUGUAAUAUCGAUUAUUCAGCAAAUAAGCAAUCUUCGUAAUGAACCAUCAUUCAAUCAAAUUUAUGAUAAAGCAAAAAAAUUUUGUGAUGUAAAUGGAAUUGGUUUGGUACAGCAAUGUCAAAUACAUCGUAAAAUAAAAAUUCCAGCUACAUUUAAUGAUUGUUUUAUUAAUUCAACACUUGGACAAUGUCCAAAGUUGUCUACAUCAACACAUUUUAUGAAUCAGAUUUAUUUUCCUUUAAUUGAUUGUAUGUUAGUGAAACUAAAUCACAGAUUUUCAUUCAAAACUUUAUCAUUUAUGACAAGUAUGUUAGUGGAAUAUGUUGCUACAGUUUAUCCUGAAAGUAAACAGUUUUUGAAUAUUGAUGAUGUUGAUGAAUCCAGUCGUCAUAUUGAUGUUGAUUCAAGUGCUUUAACAAUUGAAUUUACUGUUAUCAAAUCUAUGCUCAUACCUAAAACAAUCAUUGAUGUUAUUCAACUUUUGAACGAAUUAGUUUGA
Didymodactylos carnosus is the source of this 1329-nucleotide messenger RNA. NCBI's taxonomy places the organism in Eukaryota, Metazoa, Rotifera, Eurotatoria, Philodinida, Philodinidae. The record is from the annotation of a GenBank genome assembly.